AUGUCUUCCUCCGCUGCCUGCAUUUUUUGCAAGAUUAUCAAGGCUCGACAAUUCCCCCCUCUCCCGACCAGCUCCGCGUCCACAGCUCUAACCCGUAUCCCAGGUGAUAUCCCUUCUUUCAAGCUCUUUGAGAGCGACAAGGUCUUCGCCUUCUUGGACAUUCAGCCGCUGAGCCGUGGCCAUGCGCUCGUGAUCCCCAAGUUCCACGGUGCGAAGCUCACCGAUAUUCCUGACGAGGACCUGCUGGAGAUUCUGCCCGUGGCAAAGAAGAUUGCCAAGGCCAGUGGCGCGACGGACUUCAAUAUUUUGCAGAACAAUGGUCGUAUUGCGCACCAGGUUGUUGACCACAUCCCCAAGCCAAAUGAGGAGGAAGGUAUGAGCAUUGGCUGGCCUACUCAGGAGACCAACAUGGACAAGUUGAAGGCUCUGCACGAGGAGAUCAAGUCUAAGAUGUAAAUGCUGGU
Penicillium pulvis is the source of this 464-nucleotide messenger RNA. RefSeq names its product Hit family protein 1. The transcript is spliced from 5 exons. Gene Ontology annotation, molecular function: catalytic activity. NCBI's taxonomy places the organism in Eukaryota, Fungi, Ascomycota, Eurotiomycetes, Eurotiales, Aspergillaceae. The record is from RefSeq and is a predicted model, not a curated record. Gene Ontology annotation, biological process: nucleotide metabolic process. The coding region runs from base 1 to 456 and encodes 151 amino acids.